AUGGGUGAAACAACUGCACGGAAAUGUCUUGCAAAGUUCUGUGAGGGUGUUAUCAAACAAUAUGAAGCUGAGUAUUUACGAAGCCUGACUGAUGAAGACCUACGAAAGAUCUUGUAUAGAAAUGAACACCGUGGAUUUCCAGGCAUGAUUGGGAGUAUUGAUUGCAUGCAUUGGGAGUGGAAAAAGUGCCCUAAUGCAUGGAAAGGUCAAUACUGCGGACGAAACAAAAACGCAACCCUCAUUUUGGAAGCAGUUGCAGAUGAAGAUCUAUGGAUUUGGCAUUCCUUUUUCGGUAUUCCAGGUUCGUGUAAUGAUCUUAAUGUUCUAUAUCGUUCCUCUGUUUUUAAUGAUGUUUUGCAAGGCCGGGCACCUCCUGUUAAGUUUACCGUGAAUGGCCAUGAGUACAACUUGGCGUACUACCUAACUGAUGGUAUUUAUCCUAAUUGGGCUACUUUCGUCCAAGGAUUUACCCAUCCUCAAACUCCUAAGAAAAAACUUUUUGCUGAUCGGAAAGCUGGUGCGCGAAAGAAUGUUGAACGUGCAUUUGGAGUUCUGCAAGCAAGGUUUGCGAUUAUACGACAACCAGCACUCGCUUACGAUGAAGAUAUAUUAGCUGACAUUAUAAAGACUUGUAUAAUAAUUCAUAAUAUGAUAGUCCAGGAUGAGCGAGAUACAUAUAAAAACGCAGAUGUAAUAAGAAGAUACUACGAAAAAGAUGUAGCUUCUAAAAAUCCACGUCGUAGACACCAAGCUAGUACAAGUGCCACUGUCAAUGAUGAUGAACCCUUCCAGUUCCAGACCGGACGUCCGAUCAACAUUAACAACUACUUAGAGAAAAGGGACGCUCUACGUGAUAGACGAACUCAUCAGUCUCUUAAAGAUGAUUUGAUAGAGCACAUUUGGCAAAAGUUUGGCGACAAUAAUCCUUGA
Molecule: messenger RNA, 930 nt
Organism: Chenopodium quinoa (quinoa)
Lineage: Eukaryota; Viridiplantae; Streptophyta; Magnoliopsida; Caryophyllales; Amaranthaceae
Product: putative nuclease HARBI1
Exons: 1
Coding region: 1-930 (309 amino acids)
Source: RefSeq, a predicted model, not a curated record